AAGCAAAUGCAGAGAUUAGAGGCGGGACUGAUACGCCCUUCUAACUCACCCUACGCGGCAACAACGGUGGUAGCAGCGCAGACCGACCUUACAGGAGAGGUGCUAGCGAGAAGAAUGUGCGGCGACUACCGAGAGCUCAAUCGAGUAACGAGAGCUGAUCGAUAUAGCAUGCCAACUGCAGAGGAGAUUUUUGACAGGCUAGAAGGCGCGGUCAUAUUCUCCACUUUGGAUAUGCGGCAGGGAUUCAAUCAGAUAGCAAUAAAAGGAGGAGAUAAAGGCAAGACUGCCUUUCAUGGAGCUGACGGCCUGUACGAAUGGAACAUGAUGCCGUUUGGGCUGAGGAACGCAUCAGCCGUGUUCCAGAGAGUCAUGGACCAAGUGCUGAAGACAGUGCCAGCAGUGGCGUGCUACAUUGACGAUGUAGUGAUUUUUAGCAAGAGCGAAGAAGAACAUGCUGAGCACCUGAAGGCGACACUAGAUGCUAUAGCAGACGCAGGGCUGACCUGCCAUCCAGAAAAGUGCAAGAUAGCCAGAAAGACAGUGGCCUACCUGGGAUUUGAGGUGCAAGGCGGGAAGAUGGGGAUUCAGGAGGCCAAGGUGGCGGUGCUAGACAAACUGGGGACACCGAAGGACAAGGGAGCACUGAGAGCACUCUUGGGGUUCUUGAACUACUACCGGCGCUUCAUCCCGAACUUCAGCAAGAGAGCAUACAGGCUGAAUCAGCUUCUGAGAGAAGAGCAAGCAUGGAAGUGGGGAUCAGAGGAAGAGCAGGCGAGAAGGGACUUGUUAGAGGCCAUCAAAGCAGGGACGGUGCUGCAGCUGCCAAAGAAAGACGCUCCAUUUACAAUCUACACGGAUUGGAGCAGCAUGGGCAUGGGAGCAGUACUGUGUCAAGAGCUGGAAGGAGAAGAACGAGUGGUGGCGUACACCAGCCGAAGCUGCACAGCAACGGAAGCUAACUACAGUUCAUACGAGGGUGAAGGAUUGGGAGCAGUGUGGGGAGUAACCCACUUCAGGGCCUACUUGCAAGGGCGCAAAUUCACGUUAGUAACAGACCACCAGCCGCUCUUAUGGCUGAUGACUAAUCAGACGCUGAUGGGGUGGAAUGCCCGAUGGGCAAUGCGAUUGCAAGAGUACGAUUUGGCGCAGGAGGCGAAGGAGCAAAGACUGGGGCAUUACGGGGGAGCCAGGACUAGGCAGCUAUUACAAACCACGUACUGGUGGACGGGGAUGAGAAGAGACGUGGCGCAGUGGGUGCAGGGGUGCGAGGCAUGCGAGCGGAACAAGGCAGCGCUGGAGAAGGGGAGGGAAGAGCUGCAGUCUUUGCCCAUACGUGGCUUAGGAUUCAGGUGGUCUUUGGACCUGGCAGGUGAAUUACCGUUAUCCAGACGAGAGAAGAUGUACAUAGUGGUGAUGAUAGAGCACAUGACCAAGUGGGUGGAGGCAAGAGCCAUAGCCAGCAAGAACAGUGGGCUGAUAAGGGAGGCAAUUCUGGACCAAGUGCUCACCAGAUAUGGCGCAUGCGGGGAAGUGCUGACAGAUCAAGGCACGGAGUUCCAAGGCAGCUUUGCUGAACUCUUGAAAGAAGCAGGCAUCACUCACAGAGUGACGUCGCGGUACCAUCCUCAGUCUGACGGGUUGAUCGAGCGGAUGAUACACACGAUCAAGAAAGGAUUGCGGGUGUACAGAGAACAGAAGAAGAGAGAGUGGGAUACAGAGCUGCCAUGGGUGCUGGCGGGCUAUCGGUUCGCAAAGCGAUCAGCCCUGAAGGACAUGUCUCCAUACCACUUGCUGUAUGGCAGAGAGCUAGUGCUGCCCGUGGAUAUAUGAGGGUGAAGAUUGAAAAGUUUU
Messenger RNA from Closterium sp. NIES-67, 1851 nucleotides. The record is from the annotation of a GenBank genome assembly. NCBI's taxonomy places the organism in Eukaryota, Viridiplantae, Streptophyta, Zygnematophyceae, Desmidiales, Closteriaceae.